GACCCUUCAAGCCUCACAUCACGAUCUGAACCACCUAACGGGAAGCAACGACGGCGGCUUAAUCUUUAAUUGAAAAAACGGAGAAAGGCGAGACAAAACUGUGAGAACUGUCCUCGCCCUCCACCCCACAGCCAACAUGAUUCACAGCCUGUUCCUCAUCAACGCCUCGGGGGACAUUUUCCUAGAGAAGCACUGGAAGAGUGUGGUCAGCCGUUCUGUGUGUGACUACUUCUUCGAGGCCCAGGAGCGAGCUUCAGAGCCAGAGAACGUCCCUCCUGUGAUCCCCACUCCGCACCACUAUCUCAUCUCUGUCCUCCGCCAUCGCAUUUACUUUGUAGCAGUCAUACAGAGCGAGGUGCCGCCGCUGUUCGUCAUCGAGUUUCUGCACAGAGUUGUUGACACUUUCCAGGACUAUUUUGGGGUCUGCACAGAGGCUGCUAUCAAAGACAAUGUGGUCGUUGUCUAUGAACUUCUCGAGGAAAUGCUGGACAACGGUUUCCCACUGGCUACAGAAUCCAACAUCCUCAAAGAACUCAUCAAGCCCCCCACCAUCCUCCGGACCAUGGUCAACACUAUCACAGGUAGUACAAACGUGGGUGAGCAGCUCCCCACUGGUCAGCUGUCAGUGGUGCCAUGGCGACGCACUGGGGUCAAAUACACAAACAACGAAGCUUAUUUUGAUGUGGUUGAGGAGAUCGAUGCCAUCAUUGACAAAUCAGGAUCAACCAUUACAGCUGAAAUUCAGGGAGUCAUUGAUGCCUGUGUUAAGCUGACCGGCAUGCCUGACCUCACACUUUCUUUUAUGAAUCCUCGGCUGCUUGAUGAUGUGAGCUUCCACCCCUGUGUGCGGUUCAAACGCUGGGAGGCUGAGCGCAUCCUCUCCUUUAUCCCUCCAGAUGGAAACUUCAGAUUACUCUCAUAUCACGUCAGCUCUCAGAAUUUGGUGGCCAUCCCAGUUUAUGUCAAACACAACAUCACGUUUCGCGAGGGCAGUUCUCAGGGCCGUUUUGACUUGACCCUGGGCCCCAAACAGACGAUGGGGAAAGCGGUGGAGUCUGUUUUGGUGAGCAGCCAGCUCCCGCGAGGCGUGCUCAACGUCAACCUCAACCCCUCCCAAGGAACAUACACGUUUGAUCCAGUCACGAAGUUGCUGUCCUGGGAUGUGGGGAAGAUUAACCCUCAAAAGCUCCCUAGUCUGAAAGGCAGCAUGAGUCUACAGGCUGGAGCCUCCAAACCAGACGAGAACCCCACCUUCAACAUCCAGUUUAAGAUCCAACAGAUGGCUAUCUCAGGGCUGAAGGUGAACCGCCUGGAUAUGUACGGAGAGAAGUACAAGCCCUUCAAAGGCAUCAAAUACAUGACGAAGGCUGGCAAGUUUCAGGUCCGGACGUAGAGACUGCUGCCAUUGGACCAAACCGGCAGAGGACAGAGGCUUGUGAAGGGGGAAGUGGAGUUCCUGUGGUUUAUGCAUUUGUCUAUUUACACUGGAGGCUCCAUGUAGCAGAGUGGACCAUUUCACACAGAGAAUGUAAAAACAGCAGGCCCAUAUUCAUUUCAUACUGUAAGUUGUGUUUUGUUUCACAUUCACUAAACCAUUCCACUAAACCAGCUUAUUGAUUGUGCUUGUUGCUUUAUCAGUUAAAACCAAAACACACUCCUUCUCCAAAAAGGGUAUGAGGUUGUUUGUCUAUUAUGGUCUACCAACAUUUCCAAGUCUACUGUAUGUUUGCCGUAUGUAGGUGUGUCCAAGAAUUCUUCAAAUGCUUGAUUAUUUUUUUUUUUGUUUUUGAUGUGAAUGUGAAUGCAUGGUCUUCUCAGUGACCAAAACCAACCUUCUAUUCUAUUCUUCUAUCCAUUCUGUUUUUAUGUUUUGUGGAUACAUCUCAAAUUUGCUUGUUUUUGCUACUCUGUUGCUACAGCAUCAUGGCACCUUGAUACAGAUGGGGUGGGAUGGCUGGAAAACUGACUGCAGCUCUUGUUUUUACUUUUUUCCCCCCUCUUAUGAUCAGUAUUUCUCAGAACGUUUCUCCAUAAUUAUGAGGAUAAUGUUAUGGUCAAUUAUAGUACUUCUUCCUUUAUAGUGAGACCCUGUUGAAAAACUUUGCAAAUACUUUUUUUUGUCACAACACUGGAUUCAGCACAUAUGAAAAUGUGACAACAAAGCCGUCCUUUUGGUGAACUUUUUCCAUGUGCUGUAAGAAAUCUUAAUUUAUAAUGUAAUAUUUCUAUUUAUAUUUCUUGGUACUAGUGGUUUGAUCCAAGUGCUGGUAACACUUCUUUUAAAAUGCAAAUUACAAACUACACAAGGACUAUUUAUUUAUUCCUUGCUUAACUGGAUUAUUAAAUUUGGCAUAAUUACAUUCAAAUCAAACUAUCAUCCUGUAUGUGUUAUAUUUUGCAUCAUAGUUUUUCUUUAUGUACUAAAUGAGCUCCAGUAGUGUGUCACCAUGGCAGUUGAGUUUUUUUUUCUUUCUUUUUUUAAUUGAAACAUGCCCACCAACACAUUUGGGCCUCACACAUUUGGACUAUUUGGUAAGAGCUACUGGUAAUACUGUACAUGUAUCACUCAGAAAGAGUUAAAAUGGAUAAUUAGCCAGGAUCUGCAGGAGAAAUAAAGAGUGUUUUUUUUUGUGUCUAAGAGCCUCCAAUGGAGAGUGACACAGAUAAAUAAAGAUUUGAUGUGUGAAA
Messenger RNA from Boleophthalmus pectinirostris (great blue-spotted mudskipper), 2688 nucleotides. RefSeq names its product adaptor related protein complex 3 subunit mu 2 (gene ap3m2). The coding region runs from base 137 to 1393 and encodes 418 amino acids. Gene Ontology annotation, biological process: endocytosis; intracellular protein transport. Gene Ontology annotation, cellular component: cytoplasmic vesicle; clathrin adaptor complex. The record is from RefSeq and is a predicted model, not a curated record. The transcript is spliced from 9 exons. NCBI's taxonomy places the organism in Eukaryota, Metazoa, Chordata, Actinopteri, Gobiiformes, Gobiidae.